Blepharisma stoltei is the source of this 1167-nucleotide messenger RNA. Lineage: Eukaryota; Ciliophora; Heterotrichea; Heterotrichida; Blepharismidae. The record is from the annotation of a GenBank genome assembly.
AUGGAUUAUGAACAGGCACUAGAUCAAGCUCUAGGCUCCGGAAUGAAUCAUUAUGUUGAAAAAAACUCCUGAAACCCUGUAUUUUUUGAUGAUUGCUUCGGAAUCUAUACUAAACCUCACAGUAGUGGGCUAAACAUCUAUAUGGCUGAAAUAGUGAUAAAAAGAAGUGCUCAUGACAUCCAAGACUACUUGUGAAAUAUAUACAAUUAUCAGGAAUGGCUCACGCAGUAUAAAAAUUCAGAACUUCUAUCAGAAAUGUCUGACUCAUGCAAGGUGUUUUAUUUAUGCACAAAACAUAUUAAGCAUAUUAGAGGAAGAGAACUUGUAUUGGCAUCUAUUAACAUUAACUUAUGUUUAGAAACUUCUUUCUCUGGACUAAAGAUCCUUAUUCCCUUCUGUAACGCUCCAAUCGCCCGCUUUGCUAUCAAUCGUCUCAUGACCUUCAAAGUCUUGCUUUUAGCAGACGUGAGCCUGUGCAUGCUACCUGGUAGUCGGAAAGCUUUGGUCACCGUUCCGUACGCCAAUAAUGGUUAUCCGCCUUCGAAAAUUCAAAAGGGUUCAAUUUUCUUGCCAACUUUCUGAAAAUCUAUAUCUCAUGAUUUCACGCUGGGGAUAGCCUCAAUUGGCUAAGACGAACACCAUUGACUCCGAUUUCCACUUCUGGAACCAUCUCCCUCUGAGCCAAAAACUUGGCAUUGAAGUAAAACUUGCGGUCGGUCAACCCGAUCUUGCCUUUACCAAAACAAGAAAACCUAACCUGAUGCAUGCAUCGAACGCCAGCCUUCCUUCCUCAAGAUUAUGGCACAUUUCGGAUAACCAGCUGCAGAGGCUAAGAGGGUAGAUUGAUUCACCACGCCAUUUUAAUGUAUACUUGUAUUGGCAUCCAAAAAAAGUGAUAUGGAUAGAUACAAGACUGUGAUUUUUACUAGUGUAGAGCACGAUGCAAGACACGUUUUCUAUAAGGUCAGAGGAUGGGUCUAUUUUUUUACUUUUAUUAUUGAACAGGUAGGCUCUGAAGAGUCAAAUGUUGCGUGACUGUGCCAUUAUGACCCUAAAGGAGUUAAAGUAAAAAAAUUUUACGCAAAGACUACAGUUGAUUUUCUGAAAAACCUACAAAACUUAAAGUCAGUCCUAGAAAGAGACAGCUCAAGAAUUAGCCCUGUGUAA